CCAAUUCUAGAAGACCCCACAUCGUACGGCUCAGGAUUUCCCACGUGUAGAUCAAUGCGUCCAACACGUGUAUAUAUUACCAUCACAAUUCACAGACAACCCAAGUGGCCAACCAUAUAUUCUCCGCGUGACUUAUCCCUAUAUAAAGUUGAGCUACCUCUGCACUCCGAUUUAAUGCUCUGUUCUUCCGCUCGUGUUCUAAAUCUCACGCGAAGAGUUCUCUAUUUCGCAGCCGCGUCUGCUUCUGUUGUUUCACCUAAGAAUUUCGGUUUUCGUUCGGAGCAAACCCUUUUGUUUUCAUCAUCUUCUUCGAAUUCUCCCCCAUUCGAAGGAGGGUUUUUGUUCCCUUGUAAACAGAGUCCUCUGCUGCCUUUUCUGAGGUCGGAUCACACAAUGGCAAGCCAAUCAAAUAAAGGGUCGAUCCACGACUUCACUGUUAAGGAUGCUAGGGGAAAUGAUGUCGACCUUAGCAUUUACAAGGGAAAGGUUCUAUUGAUUGUCAAUGUUGCAUCCCAAUGCGGAUUGACUAAUUCAAACUACACAGAGUUGAGUAAAUUAUAUGAGAAGUAUAAAAACCAAGGUUUGGAGAUUUUGGCAUUCCCAUGCAAUCAAUUUGGAGCACAAGAGCCGGGAAGUAAUGAGGAAAUUGUGGAGUUCGCCUGCACUCGCUUUAAGGCUGAGUAUCCCAUCUUUGAUAAGGUUGAUGUGAAUGGUGCGCAAGCGGCUCCCGUGUACAAGUUUUUAAAGUCUAGCAAAGGAGGGAUUUUUGGGGACGGCAUCAAAUGGAACUUCUCAAAGUUCCUGGUUGAUAAAGAUGGCCAAGUUGUUGAUCGUUAUGCCCCAACGACUUCUCCUUUGAGCAUCGAGAAAGAUGUGAAGAAACUGUUGGGCAUCUCCUAACUCCCAAGUGCGCGAAGGAUGAUUGCUUGAUCAGCUCUCUGUUAGUAAAUAAAUGCACACUUGGACGUGGGUGUCUCGACUAAUAAGCAAAUAUUAUCAGAAGUUUUUUCUCUCCCCUUCCCUUGGCAUUAUCCCAGCUUUGGAUUGUUCAAUGUACUAUUGAUGUCGUGUUUGGUCCCAAUAAAAUUUCAGGAAUACAUAAUCAUAGUUGACAUAAAUCCAGAGUCCUAAAGGAAUUUUCUCUCUCUCUCUCUCUCUCUCUCUCUCUCUCUCUCUCUAAAAUCUUGGUGAUGCAAAAAUUUGUAUUCUUGUAAUGUUGUUACAAAUUUGAAGUUGAGAAGAUGAAAUAAAAAGUACUCGGGGGCAGAUAAGACACCGAGAAUAUUACCGGCGCAA
Molecule: messenger RNA, 1296 nt
Organism: Malania oleifera
Lineage: Eukaryota; Viridiplantae; Streptophyta; Magnoliopsida; Santalales; Ximeniaceae
Product: probable phospholipid hydroperoxide glutathione peroxidase
Exons: 6
Coding region: 55-900 (281 amino acids)
Biological process (GO): response to oxidative stress
Cellular component (GO): cytosol
Molecular function (GO): glutathione peroxidase activity
Source: RefSeq, a predicted model, not a curated record